AUGGGAUAUUCAUCUCAAACACCCCCAUUUAAUGGUUAUAUGCCAAUGGUGAAUGAAAAUUUUCAGAGUGUUGGUGAAUAUCCUGAAUUUUCAUCACAAAUAAAUCGUGGUGGAAUGACACGAGAUAAUGAAGUUGGUCCAACUCCAGAGGAUACAACUCCAAAGAGCAAGAGAAACCAACAACCAUCAUGGAACACUGAACAAAAUUUGGUGUUAAUUAGUGGGUGGAUAAAAUAUGGAACAUGCAGUGUUGUCGGAAGAAACCAGACAAGUGAAUCAUAUUGGGGUAAAAUUGCUGAGUAUUGUAACGAGCAUUGCUCAUUCGAUUCUCCGCGCGAUGUAGUUGCAUGCCGAAACCGUUUUAAUUAUAUGAACAAAUUAAUAAAUAAAUGGGUUGGUGCUUAUGAUAGCGCUAAGCGUAUGCAAGGAAGCGGUUGGUCGGAAGAUGAUGUUUUCAAAAAAGCUCAAGAAUUAUAUGGAUGUGGGAAGAAUGUUCAAUUUACUUUAAUGGAAGAAUGGCGCGCUCUCCGAGAUCAACCACGGUAUGGUAGUCAAGUGGGAGGAAAUGUUGACUCAGGAAGUAGUGGAUCUAAGAGAUCUUACGAGGACUCUGUAGGAUCUAGUGCUCGUCCAAUGGGUAGGGAUGCAGCUAAAAAAAAGAAAAACAAGUUGCUGCAAGAAAAGACUCAAGCUAAAAAAAUGAAAAUGUAUCUAAAGUUAAGGGACGAAGAGCAUCUCGAUGACCGGAAGAAUGAGCUGUUGGGGAAGUUGGAGCGUGAGCUGUUUGAAAAUUAA
Messenger RNA from Medicago truncatula (barrel medic), 795 nucleotides. Its product is annotated as glutathione S-transferase T2. The coding region runs from base 1 to 795 and encodes 264 amino acids. The transcript is spliced from 2 exons. NCBI's taxonomy places the organism in Eukaryota, Viridiplantae, Streptophyta, Magnoliopsida, Fabales, Fabaceae. The record is from RefSeq and is a predicted model, not a curated record.